This is a messenger RNA of Mesocricetus auratus (golden hamster), 2697 nucleotides long. RefSeq names its product phospholipase A2 group III (gene Pla2g3). NCBI's taxonomy places the organism in Eukaryota, Metazoa, Chordata, Mammalia, Rodentia, Cricetidae. The transcript is spliced from 7 exons. Gene Ontology annotation, molecular function: A2-type glycerophospholipase activity. The record is from RefSeq and is a predicted model, not a curated record. The coding region runs from base 160 to 1659 and encodes 499 amino acids. Gene Ontology annotation, biological process: phospholipid metabolic process; arachidonate secretion.
UCCUGCCUUCCUCCUCCCGCAGCUCCAUUCAUUGGCCCCGACAGACACCCAGAGCCUGCUGGGCAUUGCUUGUGAUGCAGCCUCAGCAGCAGCCUUGUGGGUAACCAAAGGCAGGCAGGCAUCCAAGGAGCUUUGUCUGACCGGCUGAGCUAGGACAGAAUGGGCAUUCUCAGGGUCCUGCUGGGGAUGCUGACUUUCCUAGGGGUUGCUCCAGGGGGCUCCCUCACCCUCCCCUGGAACAGUACCUCCUGCUACUUGGUCAAGCCCAUCCCUGGUAGCCCUCUGGGCUCCCUGAGCUUCUUAGGCAAAGACGCCCAAGGCCUGGCCCUAUUCCAGGCCCUCUGGGAUGCGCACUAUAGGCUGAAGGUAUGUAUCAGGCAGGAUGAAUCCGAGCUGAUCGGAGCUUUCGGGGCCCUCUGUACUCAUGAGCCCUGGAGGCACUCCUUCACCCACAGCCCUGGACCUGAGCUGCAGAGAGCACUGGCCGCCCUGCAGAGUCAGUGGGAGGCCUGUCACGGGUCUGAGGACAGUCCUACAGGAGCCAGGGAGAAGCGAGAAACAGGGCAGAGCCAAACCCCUGACAGAGGGCGCAGUCGAAGGAGGAGAGGCUGGACCAUUCCCGGCACGCUGUGGUGUGGAGUUGGGAACUCUGCUGAGAACUCCUCAGACCUGGGAAUGCUCCAUGGCCCUGACCUCUGCUGCCGGGAACACGACCAAUGCCCGCAAACCAUCUCACCCUUGCAGUAUAACUAUGGCAUCCGGAACUUCCGGUUCCACACCAUCUCUCACUGCGAUUGUGAUGCCAGGUUUCAGCAAUGCCUGAGGAGCCAGCGUGACUCCAUCUCUGACAUCAUGGGUGUGGCCUUCUUCAAUGUGCUGGAGAUCCCUUGCUUUGUGCUGAAAGAGCAGGAGGCCUGUGUGGCAUGGCACUGGUGGGGCGGGUGCAGGGCAUAUGGCUCGGUGCCCCUUGCUCAUCUUCAGCCCAGGACCUAUUAUAAUGCCUCCUGGAAGGCUGCAGCCACCCCACCUAGUCCCAGCCCCCAGAAGAGGCGCCCACAGCAGACACAAGCUGGGCACCAAAGUAUAACCUCCACCAUGACCCCCCAGACCCCUGCAGUUGCUUCCAGGCUUGAUAUGGUCUCCAGAGCCCAGCCAGAAGUCCCCCAUCCUGGCUAUCAAGAUGGCCCAAAACUUCAACGUGCUCCCCGAGUCUGCCGAACCCUUCGACGACUGGACCAGUGUGAGCACCAGAUCAAGCCCCAGGAAACCAAGUUUCACCUGCUUAACAGUGCCCAGAUGCCUCUUUUCCAUUGUAACUGCACCCGCCGUCUGGCACGUUUCCUGAGGGUUCACAGGCCACCUGCAGGCACCAACAAGGUUUGGGAGCUCCUGGGAACUACCUGCUUCAAGCUGGCCCCCCAACUCGACUGUGCUGAAGGCAAAAGCUGUUCCAGAGACCACAGGGCCAUCAGGGUGUCAGCUCGGCACUUGCAGAGGGUUCAGCAGAAAUGGCUCCAUUUCUGGGAUAAAGGCACAGAUGGGACUCUGGCGCUGUCUUUGGAGCCUUCCGGGACCUCCACGUCAUUCUACAGCCAGUGUCUGCAACUAACCCAAGCAAUCUGGAGACCCGGUGGACAGAAAAAAUUCUGGAGCUCAUGACCUCAGGCACAACAGCCUGGGCACCAGCCUGGACCUCCUUCCCGGCUUUGCCAUGUUCCCAGAGACUCGGACCCUUCUUUGAGGAACAGCUUAGCUCGCAUGGGCAACUAGAGGCUAGAGACAUAACCCCUCUGUGCCUGGACAUGGUGUUCAGGAGGCCGCUUCUGAAGCCUUGGGUUUAGACCUUGCCAGGAAACUUCAUACACACUGGAGAUGGGGAGUCACUGAUUGCAGAGGCAGAAGCAGAUGCCUGACAGCCCCUGUUACAAAAUUAACAUGUCCUGAGAUCUGCCUGCAGGAGCCUCGGCACCUGCCUGUGAGGCAUAGAGCUGCAGGUAGGAAAACAGGGGUACAGCAGAAAUACCCAGAUCUGAAUCCAGCAUAGGGAGCGUGUUCUCAACUCUCCCCAGUGGAGACCCCCUCUCUUAAUAGUGUCUGGGCCCUUCCUGGGCUCAACUAAUCUUUCUGCUCUAACUCUAAAUUGGAAUCUCAUCUGUGCCCUUGAGUUAGGGACCUCCUUCCUCCACUGUAAGCCUUAGUUUCCUCCUCUGAAAAAGGAGGUUUUUUCUUUUUUGUCUGAGCUGUGGUUUCACUGUAGCCCAGGCUGACUUCUCCUAAGUACAUUAGUGUAGCCUUGGACUUCUGAUCCACCUUCCUCUACCUCCAAGGGCUGGGAUUAUAGGAGUAAGCCAUCACACCAAGUUUUAUGUGGUACUAGGGAUAGAACCCAGGCUUCAACCCUUCAACCAGGGGUUGCUAAGCAAGCAUCCAACCAACUAAGUUACACCCCUAGCCUGAAAAGGGGAGCCUUAAACAUGAACUACCUCAUAGGGCUGCUGGGGAGUGAAUUAAUAAACACAUAUACAGCCAGUAAACACUCUCUUCUUCUAGUGCAUAGCCAGGCUGAGCUUGCUGCCUGCUCUUGAGGUGCUGGCAGGGCCAAUCGAGGCUUCAGCUUGCCCAUCUGUGAAAUGGUUCAAAAAUGGCACUGAGCACACAGGAUUAUUGUGGGAUUAAAGGAGACGGCAUGUUUCCACA